Molecule: messenger RNA, 1789 nt
Organism: Galdieria sulphuraria
Lineage: Eukaryota; Rhodophyta; Bangiophyceae; Galdieriales; Galdieriaceae
Product: adenylate kinase
Exons: 1
Coding region: 33-1349 (438 amino acids)
Biological process (GO): nucleoside triphosphate biosynthetic process
Cellular component (GO): cytoplasm
Molecular function (GO): ATP binding; AMP kinase activity; nucleoside diphosphate kinase activity
Source: RefSeq, a predicted model, not a curated record
CUUUGGUUUUUGUUUUUAUUGCCAUCCAAGGAAUGGCAGCGCUUCUAAGUUCGUGUGGGCUUCGACUUGGCAGAGCAGCCCUUCGAGUCACUCCAAGAAGUAGCACGCGGUCACCUUCUCCUUCAAGAACCUGUGCAGUCUCACGUACACCUUUUCCUCGUUCGUCCUCUUUAGAUGAAGGUCUUUUGUUCAAUAACAACUGCCAUGAGGUUAGCUCCGAAAAAUCAGUAAUAUCCACUUCGAAGAGCAGUAGCUUUUCUAGCGGCCACGUAUUCACACGUUCGCAUAGUUUUGAAGAUGGACUCCAGUUGAAACAGGAAUCUGUCUUGCAAAGAAGUGACAAGGCUUCCUCAUUGGAACGUAUAAAGUCAAACUGUACAGAAGUUAAGAGUGAAGAAAGAUUUACAAGUUCUGCAGCGCAACUUCCUCCAAGGAAAUUGUCUUAUGACGAAACCUUGCGUUCAAACUUGAACACCGAAAUACAAAACGACUGGAAACAGGAAUUAGCUUCUUUAGUUGCAAAAGGAGAGAUGAUUCCAGAUACUUAUGUUUUCUCUUUAGUGCGUGAAAAGCUAGUAUCUCCUCAGGUUCUAGAAAAGAACGGCUGGCUACUUGACGGUUUUCCAAGAACAGUUGCUCAGGCGGACGCUAUGCUGUCGGAAGCGUCUAAGAAUGUAAACGCACUAAAACCAACGGCAAUGAUUGUUUUGGAAGUCUCUGAUGAAGAACUCUUAGAUAGGAUGAUCUUCCGUCGCAUCGAUCCAGUUACAGGAAGAAUUUACAAUUUGAAGACAAGACCUCCUAAAGAAGUUGAUAUUUUGAAUCGUCUUAUUACACGAGAGGAUGACCGAGAAGAGGUUGUAAGACGUAGAAUUGCUCUUUAUAAGAGAACAGCCGCACAAAUUGAAAAUAUUUUUGUCUCGUUUGAUAUUCCAGUAAUACAUAUAGAUGGGAGUGCCGUGAGGAAUUGUGAAGGUGUUUUCUGUGAGAUUCAAACAGUUCUAGAAAGUCUGCUUUCGACUCCAUUAUCGAGAGAAUCUCUGCGUCUUGUAUUAUCAGGACCCCCUGGCUGUGGUAAAGGUACCCAGGCAGAACUGCUUUCAAAAGCUUAUGAUCUGUUUCAUUUGAGUACAGGAAACAUCUUGCGUGAAAUGCUAAAUGGAAAGGCCGUUCAUGAAUCGCAAUCGACGGAUUUGCGUUCCGUUGGUAUUGUUUUUGGACGUGAAGAGACACAGCUUUCUCGAAUUUUGCCUGCCAGGAAGGAAUCUUGUCAGCGCGAUACCUCUUUUGUUGUUUCAACCUUACCGGCAGCUUCCGCUUCUAAAAUGAUGUCUUCCAGAGUUGGUUAGUUUUAUAUGUAUAAAAUUUUUAUGAUUCGAAUCCUCCUCGAAUUGCGAACCAUAUUUGUUUGAGAUAUUCCUAUUAACUUUUUUUUCUGUUUGACGAAAGUUUUUUUGACUUGCAAAGAUUUUCAUUUCGUGAGCAGUUGUCCAUCAUGACGGCAUCAAAAAACAAAACACAAUGAUUCCAAAAUCAUUGUUAUGACAAGUUAACCUUGCCUUUUGAUUAGAGCAUUUUAAUCAUAUCUCAUUCUUUAUCUGCAUUGCUCAUAAAACAAGUGAUAAUGAGGAAGUAAUCAUUCAAGUUGUUUCUCUUGCAUUUUUGGAUAUAAAUUGCUAUUGAACGCUAUAAGAGUGGUAAAUAAAUAAUACUUCCGAAUAAAAACAAGAACAGAGUAAGUUGUAUUUCAGUCAUAGUUCAACAUCGAAAUGAAAUGUCCCGUUAGGUC